This is a messenger RNA of Penicillium canescens, 5004 nucleotides long. RefSeq lists its product as uncharacterized. Bases 1 to 5004 code for a protein of 1667 amino acids. The transcript has 8 exons. NCBI's taxonomy places the organism in Eukaryota, Fungi, Ascomycota, Eurotiomycetes, Eurotiales, Aspergillaceae. The record is from RefSeq and is a predicted model, not a curated record.
AUGUCCACCAGAGAAACCGCAAAAAAAGCGGUGGAAGAAAUUGCUGCGAAGCUUGGACAUGUUGAUUCGGCGAUUUUGGAUCGCAUUGGGAACCUGCUUCCUGAGGAGCGACGCAUAAUUGAACAGAGUCUGCGUGCGAAGGACGAGAAGAUUGGCCAUUCAAUCAAGACGUACUCGCAAGAAACCUUUACAACAGUAAUGCUCGGGUUUGUCUUCGAGCUUCUGCAAAAUGCAGACGAUAAUCGCUUUACGCUCGCACGGGAACACAACGAAUUACCCUUUAUUUCGUUUAAGGUCUAUCCCGAUCGUAUCAUUGUAGAGUGCAAUGAGGAUGGAUUCAGGACUGAAGAUCUCUCAGCUAUCUGCUCUGUUGGGGAGAGCACCAAAGCCGCAUCUCACGGCUACAUUGGGGCAAAGGGUAUCGGGUUCAGGUCCGUUUUCAUCGCGGCUUGGAAGGUUCAUAUCCAGUCCGGCAAUUUUUCCUUUCAUUUUAAGCAUAGAAUAGGUGAUCUUGGUCUUGGAAUGGUUCUACCAGUGUGGGAGGACCCUGACUACGAAUGCCCUGAUCGCUUAACCCGAAUGACUCUUUAUCUUCACACGGAAGGAGAGCCGCACGCGCUCGAGCACCUCCGCCAAACCAUUUUCCAGCAACUCGGUGAUCUUCAGCAAACUUCUUUACUCUUUUUGCGGAACCUCAAGCAGGUAGGAAUCUUCUUUUAUGAUGGCAAUGGUGAGAUGAGGCGAUCUAAGACUUUUCGUGUUCGUGAUGCGCCUGGCCACAGUGUCUUCCUCGAGGCUACUGUCGUGGAUGGAUAUGAGAAUUCUACCACGGUUGAGCAACGCUACCAUGUCACCAGGCACACUGCCACCGGGCUUCCGACGAGCGACAGUCGCAACGCCCUAGGUACACAGGAAACCGAUACGACAUUGUCGGAGGCGGAGGUCGUCUUGGCUUUCCCUCUCACAGUGGAUUCAAGACCUUUGCUUGAGAAACAGGAAAUAUUUGCCUUUUUACCAGUCCGCGAGUCGAGGUUCAAAUUCCUGAUACAAUCCGACUUUGAUACUAGCGCAAAUCGGCAAGAUAUCUCUACGAAUUCGAGAAGAAACCUUUGCCUAUUGCCCCAUAUUGCCUCGGCAUUUGUGAAGGCAGUGUUGGAAUUCUGCGAGGAUCCAGAGUUGUGCUACGCAUGGCCAAGCUUCCUUCCUUCGUUAGAAGAUGACAUGGGUAGCUUCUGGUCUCCUCUGGCUCGAUCGAUCAGGGAUUUGAUUGCCAUUACCCCGGUUUGGAGGUCGAGGCAUGACAACGGCCUUCGUGUGAUAAACUCCGUUGUGAUCCUUCCAGGUGACUUUAUGGAUAGCGAUGGGAAUCCAUUGCUGGAUGACCCAAGCUUGGAUCCGUUUCUAUCCACCGCCUACCCGGCCGCCCUAGAAGAAACUCUCCGAGAGUACGGACUCAGGAUGGGGUCUUUUGAUCUAGUUCUCAGAAUGCUGAAAAGUGAUCUUGAAAGUUCUACCUCGAGAGUCAAGUCGCAUGCUACCAGCGCAGACUUCCACUCCCGCAUUUCACAACUUCUGUUGAGGAUUGAAAACGAGGACGAGUAUGAAAUGCGUUACCUCAAUGAGCUUGCUAUUCUUCCUCUACGAAAUGGUGAAUGGGUGUCCGCUAACAGCGGCCCGAUAUAUUUGCCAAAGACUGGUGAAAUUGACAUCCCGGCCGACGUGGAUAUUCGCAUUUUGGAUCCAGCAGCGGUUGUCAAUGAAGACCGCAGAGCUUUCUUCACACACUUGGGAGCUGUGGAGCCGUCGGUCAGCGCAGUUCGAUCUGCAAUACUGGCGAAUUAUAGUCCCUUGUAUAGCGAGGUGUGCAUGGAAGAUUCGAAAGCUCAUCUUCAUUACCUUUAUCUGACUCACGGGCGCCAUCAAAAUGAAGAUGAUUUUUGCGAUUUUCAUGUUUACUGCGAGCAUGACCUUACGAGGAAUCCACACGAGGAAGAGAUCUAUCUGCCAAGCAACCAUCCAUAUGGACCAGAGGCCCUCCUGGGGCGAACGGAGUACUCCCAGGGCAUGGAAGUAUUGCUCAUGCAUUCAACGUAUCUUGAGAACAUUCCAACAAGGCCUCAUCCAAACCACCCGUCGUGGCGCGUAUGGCUAAUAUCUUCACUUGGAAUUCACGAACGACUGAGUCUUGUUUCAUCCGAUGGUGAUUCUCUGUCAGACAGCUGGGCCUAUGUCGCGGAGUCUCGCCCUGGAAAGCUUCUUGGACUGUUGGAGUAUCUCUGGAAACACCAAAGGUCCGAACUGUGCCAGAAUGCUGAUCUCAUCAUGGAAAUUCAAAACACGAAUGCAACAGGACUUUGCAAUAUGGAUCUGGCUGAUGACUGUCGGCUUCGCGAAACAUAUCUGCCUCUAUCCAAUCUUCAGGCCCUUUGUCAACGUUUUAUGGAGGAAGAUGAACCCUUUCCGUUCCUAUACCUUGAAGAAGGACUUUCAGAUCAGGAACUCUACUCCAAGUGGAUUUUUCUUCACAAUGAUUUCUCAGUCGGGAAGGACGACGACAUGGAUUUCCUCCUUAAUGUGCUGUAUUGGAUCCAGAGCGCGAAUCCUGAUGAAUCCUCCCUUACCUCGUAUGAGCGACUAUGGGAUUUAUAUAUUGCAAUUGAUGCAAAGCAUCUUGCUGCCGAGAACAGAAUGGCCGCCAGGGACAGCAUCAAAUUCUUUUUUGAAGACGGUGACUACAUUUUUGUUCCUGAAGUCCGAGCGGAUGAUCCAUAUGAUGCAGCAUGGGUCGGGCUUGACCACUGCCUGUGGGACGCACCACCAAAUAUGAUUUCGAAGUAUUCUCUCAAAUACGUCUUCGAGCAAAUUGUCGAGGAAGGUCAACUGGAACAUCUUUCACGAUUCUUCGGGCAAACAUUGAGCAUUCCCAAUGCCUCAUGGUCAGAUCUGACAGAGGAACUGGUAGAGCGGAGCCAGAACCACUGCGUCGACUUCGACCAAAUCUUCGACAUGUACAAGCGCGAAUUCGAGGAUGAAAGUCUGAUCUUUGUGACCACAAACGGCGAACCCGGCUGGUACAAAAUCUCCGAUUGUUUGUGGUCAAGUACUACGGAUAUACGUGGGAAGGUAACCCUGAAUGACCAUUACGAGGACCUGAAAGAUUUCUUUAUUGAUACUUUGGGAGUCAACACGCUGACCCUUCAGAUGGUAUAUGAUGAGCUGUUGGAAACAAGCUCGGAAUCAACAAUCGACGAGACAAAAAGUAAGAUCUGGUCUCUCAAUGCUCUCCUUCAAACAGAGGGAGAUUAUGCCGAUCCGGAUCCACUGCUGGAAAGAUCGGUAUUUCCCGUUGUUUACCCAGAUGGAACGAAGGGGCUCACAUCUGCUGCUACGGAGUUCGCUAUUCCUGACCGGGAACACCUGGCAUCACAAUUCAGAGGCAGGAUCAAGAUGCUUGACUUCAGUCUGGAAGAAGUGCGUCGUCUGAAAGUCUUUUUCGAGUGGACAAAUCUCACACAUCGCUACUUAUCUGCAUCCAUCAAGGAGUUAACUUCCUUCUCUGGCGAGAGAACGCAACUAAUUUCAGCGCCACACCGAGACUUGAAAAGAAAGGCGCAUGCAAUUCUCCGAGUCGCGGCCACGUUCAAUAGCCCGAGGUAUCACGCGAAUCCACCGGGGCUUUACGAGUUACUUCGGACGGCCAGGAUUGAAGCCACAGAUGGGGUUUCCUCGAUUCUGAGAAUCUCCCAAGAUGGCGUAGUGGCGGACGUUGAAGAAUUGAUUGGCAAAUUGCACAUCAAUGAAGAGCCAUCUGGUCUCACUGUUUAUGUGCCGAAAGACAAAAAGGCCCAAGAACUUUGCUUCUGUGACCUUUUGCCUAAAAAACUUAUCGACUGGCUCAUGCGGGAUCCGGCCACACAAAUUCCUGACAACAUCGAAAGCGAUGCAGUAACUGUAAUCUCCAUGAUCUUGAGUAUCGAUCCUUCCGCUACCGACCUUGUUUUGGAACGCCAGGGUAUUAUCGAAAUUGACGUACCGAACGAAGACCCCGGCACUGAUGAUGAGAGCAUUGAUGAUUAUAUACCAUCCCAACGGUCACAAAGUCAGGAUCGAUCCGCCGGUGAGGUUCCACUAUACUCACCAGAUAUUCUCACCCCGUCUACCUAUCAAAAUCGCCGACUCUCGGGCGAUGCCUUAGAGCAAGUGAUUUUUCGACAAACCCAGAUGGCCUACCAUUCACCCAACCCCAAUCGCAACCGUCCACCACAGAUGUACUCGCCACGUGACCAUACAUCGGAGGACACUAUGCAGUACCGUACGCUCCUCAAUAGGGUAAUAUUGGCUGCGAGGAGAGCCACAUUUCCCUCGAGUGGACCGUUCAACAUGAGCGAACUGAAUGAAGUACUAUUGGGAGAAGAAAUCCUCCAUCAAUUCGAUGGCUUCGACGGUAUUGACAUGAGGAACGCGUUUCGCUCAGACAGCCAGCUUGAAAGAGACAAGAAAAUUGGCGCCGCAGGAGAGCUAUAUGUUUUCGAAUUACUUACACAGCUGGUCCCAGCUCUAACGGACUGGAGUUAUCUGAAUUGGCAGAGUACAAUUCGUCGAUAUGUCACGAUCCACCCGGACUACGCCAACAUGGAACCUUGGUAUGGGAGGGAGACCGCAGACAUUACAUAUGAUGAUACCGAGGGCGAUUUCACGGCCCUGCUCAUUGAUAACGGGUACCUUGACGCUGAAGAAUGGAGGGACAAGCGUCCAAAAUAUUACAUUGAAGUCAAGACGACCACAGGGCCUUUGAGAACCCCUUUCUACAUGAGCAAGCAUCAAUAUGAAAGAAUGCGGGCCGUGCACAACAUGAGCGACCAUUCAGAGGUUUACAUGAUUCUACGCGUGUUUGAUAUACGUGGGGAUAACAUUGGAAUGAGUGUAUAUCUUGACCCGGAACAGCUCAGGUUGGACGGAGGACUUGUAUUUACUGGGGAGACUUGGUCAAUCGUUCCCAGCUAG